Messenger RNA from Sphenostylis stenocarpa, 210 nucleotides. NCBI's taxonomy places the organism in Eukaryota, Viridiplantae, Streptophyta, Magnoliopsida, Fabales, Fabaceae. The record is from the annotation of a GenBank genome assembly.
AUGGCAAUCGCACGAAGCCAUGUGCCCACGUGUCGAGUCAGGAACAUCCAGGAAAGUUACCGUUAUGAUUACAUGGAGCUUGCAAUGGAUCAGACAAAAGCAUCGAAAAAGGGGAAUAAGACGUUUGAAUAUGAAGAUGGCCCACCACCUAAAACCCGGAAUUUAAAAGCUCAUGCACUUCUGCACUUGCCAGACUCAGUCACUCGCUGA